GAAUUACUUAAUAAGACUAUUAACGAGUUCUACGAAAUAGUAUAUAUACUCGAGAUAUAUAGUAUCCUUCUAGCCCCUGGUAUAUUUAUACUGCCUAUUAUUAAAUAUAAACUAGAAGAACGAGCUAUAAUUACCAGAUUACUCUUCUAG
Messenger RNA from Hyaloscypha bicolor E, 150 nucleotides. RefSeq lists its product as uncharacterized. The transcript is spliced from 2 exons. The record is from RefSeq and is a predicted model, not a curated record. NCBI's taxonomy places the organism in Eukaryota, Fungi, Ascomycota, Leotiomycetes, Helotiales, Hyaloscyphaceae. The annotation marks the transcript as partial.